Molecule: messenger RNA, 1012 nt
Organism: Harmonia axyridis
Lineage: Eukaryota; Metazoa; Arthropoda; Insecta; Coleoptera; Coccinellidae
Product: methylenetetrahydrofolate reductase-like
Exons: 3
Coding region: 39-935 (298 amino acids)
Biological process (GO): tetrahydrofolate interconversion
Cellular component (GO): cytosol
Molecular function (GO): methylenetetrahydrofolate reductase [NAD(P)H] activity; FAD binding
Source: RefSeq, a predicted model, not a curated record
AGCAUCGCUUAAAUACUCGUACGUCAAAAUUGACAAAAAUGGAUGAGCAAUAUCCCGAAUUUCGAGGCGACAUGCCAACAAAUCCGACCCUGUCCGAACUGUUCGUCAAGAACAAGAUGCGAUACUGUUCCCUGGAACUGUCUCCCAACAAACCUGUGUCCUAUGAUGUUCUGGAAAGGAUGAAGAUCAAAUUCUGUUCUGUCAUCUGGCUGGGAAAUCAAGAUAAGGAACCGGCGGAGAUAGGAUCUUUGAUCCUGGCUAAGGACCUGAUAUCAAGGGGAUAUGUCGUUCUUCUACACAUGACCGCACGAAACAACACCAAAGUAUCUCUGUCCAAAGUGCUAGAUCACGCCAAGUUUAUAGGAGUGAAAAAUUUGUUGUGUCUUCGAGGUGGUAGCCCAGAAUGCUCACUAGAAGCGUCAAAAUACGAUUUUCCACAUGUUCCCGACAUGAUGAACUACAUCACAAAAAACUAUGGAAAUUAUUUCGAUAUGUGCGUCGCUGGAUUUCCUUACAAACAUCCAGACUCGAAGACCAUAGAUGACGAUAUGAAGUAUCUAAAAGAAAAAUGUGAUGCUGGUGCAAAGUACAUUAUCACCCAAGCCGGAUUCUCCUACGACAUCUACAAGCAGUUCUUGAAAACAUUGAGAAAGCACAACAUAAACUUGCCUGUAAUACCUGGGGUGUACGUUAUACACUCGGUGGUAGACUUUUGUCUGUUGAAAAAGUUGUGUAAAGUGCCGCAAGAUGACCCCGUUGUGGAAUUUGUGAAAAACAAUAAGGACAAGGAUGAAGAAAUGGCUAAUUUUGGCUUAAAACUGUCAAGCGAGAUAGUGCAGAACCUAAUGCAUGAUCAAGAUUUCAUGCCGCCUCAUAUUUUCUCAAUGAAUGAAUUUAGAUCGGUUGAAGAAUUUUUGAGCAAACUGAAAGGGUAGGAACGACUUUGAAUUAAACAAUGUUUAAUUUAUAGAUUGUUAUCAAUUGUAAUACAAAUAAACACAUUCAAAAAGUU